Molecule: messenger RNA, 2538 nt
Organism: Miscanthus lutarioriparius
Lineage: Eukaryota; Viridiplantae; Streptophyta; Magnoliopsida; Poales; Poaceae
Source: the annotation of a GenBank genome assembly
AUGGCGGAUCAGAACGAUGCGGAGUCCGGUGAAGCUAGGAAGAAGAACCCGCCAUCGAUAUCGCCAAUGUUGUACCAGCUGAAGAAGUACCUGCUGCUGCUGGCCACCCUGGUGGCGACGGUGACCUACGCGGCGGGGCUCAACCCGCCGGGGGGUUCCUGGCUGGAGGACGACACCGACACGCCGUCGGGCUCGGGCGGCGGAGGUCGACGGCACUUGGCCGGGGACUCCAUCCUCCGGCAGACCAACUACAUCCGCUACAUCGUCUUCUACUGCUUCAACGCUAUCUCCUUCGCGGCGUCGCUCGUCGUCAGCCUCCUUCUCCUCCUCCUGCACAGGGGCGACCAGGGCUGGCUGCUCAAGCUCACGCGGGCGAUCAUGGUGGUCGACCUGCUCGGCCUCAUGGGCGCCUACGCCGCAGGAGGCAGCCACGACAGGUUCACCACGGUCUGCGCCGCCGGGCUGGUCGGCGCCACCUUUGCCUGCAUCAUCUUCGUCGUCCCCUGCAUGAUAUUUAAACAAGACACGGCGGCGGCGGCGGCGGUGGGGGCAUCGCGGAACGACGGCCACGACAAUAACGACGACCACGAGCAGCAGUCCAAGCACGAGAUCCUGCUGGUGCUCGCCAUCUUCGUGGCCACCAUCGCCUACGUGGCCGGGCUGAACCCACCGGGUGGCUUCUGGCGGAGCACGGAGGAAGGUCACCACACCGCCGGCGACCCCGUGCUGCAGGGCUUCCAUCCGAUCCGCUACAAGUUCUUCUUCUUCAGCAACACCGCCGCCUUCGUAACGUCCCUGCUGGCUAUCACCAUCACCGCCCACGAGAAGGUGGACCUCAAGGCUGUCAAGGUUCCGCUGUGUGGGCUCAUCAUCACGGCGAUCUUGGGCCUCGGCGGCGCCUACGCCGCUGGGAGCUGCAGGGACAGCAGGCACACCGGCUACGUUCUAGCCCUAAUUGUCCCAGUUCUUGGCUGCAUCUUUCUCCAACGGUUUCUUGCCAUCAAGCUGCGACAUCACUUCGGCUUUGGUAGCGGGUCAACGAGCAGUGGAGAACACAAUGAUCUGGAGAAGCCUCGUGAAGUCAUUCAGCUGCUCGCCACUCUCGCGGCGACGGUCGCGUACCAAGCAGGAGUGGAUCCACCUGGCGGCGUCUGGGCUGACACCGGGGAGGGCCACAUCGUCGGAGACCCGAUCCUCCUGACGACGCAUCCCGGGCGGUACAGGGUCUUCUUCUACUUCAACUCGGCGGCCUUUGUGGCGUCCCUGGUCAUCAUGGUGAUGCUGCAGAGCGAGCGCCUCGUGAGAGGGCACGCGCUGGAGGCGGCCAUGAUCCUGGACCUGUUCGGCCUCAUAGGCGCGUACGCCGCUGGGAGCAGCAGGGACACGAGCACGUCCAUCUACACGCUCGCCAUCGCCGGAGGCGUCCUUGUCUACGUGGUGAUCCACAUCGUGUUCUUUACGCUAGACCAUCAUCCCAGCAGCAAGAAGCAGGGCGGUGGCGAGGAAGCUAAGAAGAAGGAGGAUGUGAUGGAGAAGAAGCGCGAGGUGCUGCUGCUCCUCGCGAUCUUGGCGGCAACCCUCACCUAUCAGGCUGGCUUGACGCCGCCGGGAGGCCUGUGGGAGAACGAUAGCUCCGGGCACCGCGCCGGCUUCCCGGUGCUCCUGGACAAGUACCCUCGCCGUUACAAGGCCUUCUUCUACUGCAACGCGGCGAGCUUCAUGGCGUCCGUGGCGCUCAUCGUGCUCCUCCUCAACCCAACCCUUUAUGCGCCGGGCAUCAGGUGCUACGCGCUCUUUGUCUGCAUGGUGGCCGGCAUGUUCAGCCUCAUCGGUGCAUACGCUGCCGGAAGCUCCCUGCAUCUGGGAACCUCCAUUGUUGACCUGGCAUUGGUUAUUGCGGUUUUCGCAAUCGUAGUCUAUGUGGCCAUCAUCCGCCAUGGUCAGCAAAACAGGCAGCCGAAAAGUCAAGCCGCACAAGAUAGCAAGAACGACCAGUCCUCAACGACAACUCAAACACAUAGUCAGUCUUCAGACGACCGAAGAACUCCAGAGCAGAAACCAGCAGAUUUGAAGAAAGAGUCGUUGGACAUGAUGAUGGCCAAGUACCUGAUGCUGGUAGGGAUACUGGCUGCCAGCGUCACCUACCUCACCGGCCUGAAACCACCGGGUGGCCUGUGGAGGGAGGACGGCGCCGGGCACGACGCCGGCAACCCGGUCCUCUACGACGUCGACAGGCAUCGGUACAACGCUUUCUUCUACAGCAACUCCACUUCCUUCAUGGCUUCCAUCACCGUCAUCGCCCUCCUGCUUUCGCGGAUGAUACUUGGAAGCAACAAGCCUCUUUGGCCCAUGCACACGGCCAUGCUGCUGGACAUGCUCGCCCUCCUGGGAUCCUACGCCGCAGGCAGCGCUCGGGACUGGUGCACGUCCAAGGAUGUCGCCCUGCUUCUCUUCCCUAUACUGGGCUUCGUUUUGCUGCUCUUCUUCUGGAAGAAAGAGCCACAAUCUGCCGCCACCCAACAGAAUGCUCACUCCUAG